AGUGCUGGGGAGGAAGAAGAAGAAGAGUCGAGCAUCCAUCUGAAAGCGAUGGCAGUCGGUGUACCAAAAGAAUUGAUGGCGAUGUCUAUGGAACAAUUGCAGAAAUUAAUCGAAGAAAGACGACAAAAGAAGGCCCUUCUCAAAGUCCUUGAAACGCCUGAAGAGAAACGCGCUCGACGAUUGGCCAAAAAAGAAGCCAAAGAACGGUGGUGUCGCGAACGAAUGGGCUGGGAUCAAGAAUAUUUAGGCUACACGAAUGAGGACAACCCGUUCGGUGAUCAUCGACUUUCAGAAUCCUUUGUUUGGAAGCAGAAAUUGGAAUCUGAAGGUCUCGCGCAUUUGUCAAAAGAGGAGAUUCAGGCAUUGCAGAAGAAAAAGAUGGAAGAAAAUCGAUUAGAGCUAAAAUCCGUGCGAAAGCGUCGAGCUGAACGAGAGCGGGAACGAGAAGAGCGAGAAAAAGAGAUGGAAAUGAUGCAACGAGACAAAGAGGCCGAAUACUACCGAUCUUGGGAGCAACAGGAGGACACCUUUCAUCUUGAGCAGGCCAAACUUCGUUCCCGGAUCCGCAUUGCAGACGGUCGGGCUAAACCGAUUGAUUUAUUGUCCAAGUAUAUCACCGAUCAGGACGAGGAAGCAAUGGAAUUGGCCUCAGCGGAUCUAUCAGGUGCGAUAGAAAUCUUGGAACCUACACAAUUCCUGGUGGGAUUGGGAAUGGAUGACUUGGAGGAUUUAUUGGCGGACAUAAAGGUGGUAUACAUGGAGCUAGAGAAGGGUCGCAACGCAGAAUACUGGCGUGAUAUUACCACUGUGGUUGAAGAUGAAUUGCACAAAUUACGUCGUUUGGCCGGUGGUGCUUGCGGUGCGGACAGUCGUGGACGAAGCUCGGCCACAAUCAGUCAGUCGGUCAUGCAAAGCGUGGCUGAGACACUGAAGGGCAAAACGUACACUCAGUUGGCCGCGCUUGAACGUCAAAUUGAACCCAAACUUCGCGGAGGCGAGGGCGUCGAUGUAACCUAUUGGGAAACUUUGGCACAAUUUGUACGCGCUCAAAUGGCCCGAACUCGAUUGCGUGAUAUGCAUCAGGAGAAUCUGCGUCGCAAGUUGGAGUAUUUACGGCAGUCUCAAGGUAUUAUAGCUGAACCGUUGUUCCCUAGUGGCUCGGAAGUAAUCAGUGCCCCCCAGCCGGUCGAGCCGUUACCCACUGCACAGCCGUCUACAUCCCAUGAUAACUCCACCGCAAUGCCUCCACCGAAUAAAGUUCCAGGAAGGCGAUUGGAUCUACCCCCAGAACCAGAGACAACUGAGGCUACUCCGGAAGUGGCUGAUCCACACAGUGCCGAAGCGAUUCGGGCUGCUCGAGUCGCCCAACUGGAGGCAGCAUCUCGGGCCGAGGAGGAACCGUAUGACCCCGGGUCUUAUUCGCCUCCGCGUGUCGAACCGUCUGAUUUGGAGCUGGAUGCUGUGGUCUACGAACCGGCAGACGAUGUGGCAAAGAUAGAAUACCAGGAAUUCAGUUCAGAAGUCCUACGUACCGGGGCAAUGCGAGCAUCUGAGGAAGAAGAAUUGAUGCGUCGUGCCCGCGAGGGCAUGGAAGACGGUGAGGACGCACAAUUCUCAGUCAUGGUACGUUUCAAUGAUCAAAAGAUGUUAUCUUCUACUCGUAACGUGCGCAUGUAUAUCCAAACUUGUUUCGACCCGAGCCAUGCACCAAGCAACUCAGCAUAA
Echinostoma caproni is the source of this 1725-nucleotide messenger RNA. The record is from the annotation of a GenBank genome assembly. NCBI's taxonomy places the organism in Eukaryota, Metazoa, Platyhelminthes, Trematoda, Plagiorchiida, Echinostomatidae.